Metschnikowia bicuspidata var. bicuspidata NRRL YB-4993 is the source of this 354-nucleotide messenger RNA. RefSeq lists its product as uncharacterized. Lineage: Eukaryota; Fungi; Ascomycota; Pichiomycetes; Serinales; Metschnikowiaceae. The transcript has 2 exons. Gene Ontology annotation, molecular function: endonuclease activity. The record is from RefSeq and is a predicted model, not a curated record. The annotation marks the transcript as partial.
AGAUUCACUAAUCAUGUGUUAAAUUUACACGGUAGUAAAUUAGUAAAAAAAGCUGUCUCAAAAGAUGGUUUGAAUAAUUUUAUAUUUGCUAUAUUAGAAUAUUAUCCUUAUAAUGAUAAUAAUUUAAUUACAGAACCAUUACAAAACAGAAAAUAUUUGUAUGAAUUAGAAACAAUGUAUUUGAUAUCAUUAAUGCCUAAAUAUAAUAUAUUAACAGAAGCAGGUACUAGUAUAGGAUAUAAACAUACGGAUGAAACUAGUGAAUAUUUAGAAUCAUUAUUUACUAAUGAGCGUCGUUCCCUAACACGUCGUUUAUUAUUAAGUAAAUUACAAUCCGAACGUAAAGGUCAAUGA